GUCGCGGAGAACGAGUAUUUUCUCUCAGUUCGUUUCUGCGAUCGCUGGGUAUGAAUUAUUAAAGUUCGAAAUCAUUCUACCUUUUUCUCUCUACUUUGCUAUAUAGCAUUUAUUUUUGAGAAAGAUCAGUCUUUAUCGAGACGGUUAUACUUACGGAACUCAAAUUGAUUAACUCUCUGAGACUUUUUUUUUUUCGAUAAAACCAAUCGCAGAAAUUUCUAUUUCGUUCUAUCUUCUAAACUGUUUGUUUCUUGUCUUCGAUAUUUACAAAUAAUCGUGGAAAGGAGAUAAUCGCAAUUUUAAUCAAAACACUUGCUAAUUCCUUUGGGAUUCUUAUAAUCGCUAGACAACGAGCAUUCCUGGGAGCUCAGUGCUGUGAAACAGAAAGAAGAAAGAAAGAGAAUUAAAAGAAUUAACUAGAUAUUUGAGUGACCAAUCAAAUAAUCAUUUUGAGGCAUACUGUAAGAAAAUUAUUCCUUGAGUGUAACGUUUUUUCAUCAAAACUGUUGAAUUAACAAUGGAAUAAUAAUGAACCGCAAUGACCUUGGCAUUUUGAAAGCAACUUAUACCUCCCUUCGUCGAACGUGUAACAUCAUACAAAAGAAUUCAUUCUAUGCACAUUGAAAUUCAAGUUUUCAAGAGAGAAAAAGAAAAAUAAAAAUAAUGGUUACGACACCAUCGAUACCGGAAUGGUUUCGAAAGAGAAACGUCCUUAUUACCGGGGCUACUGGAUUCCUCGGAAAAGUUCUAAUUUACAAAUUAUUAAUGAGCUGUCCUGAUAUUGGCAAUAUUUUCUUGAUAAUUAGAGAAAAAAAAGGAAUCGAUUCGCAAUUCAGAUUGAAAGUCAUCAUCGAGCAAGAACCAUUUAGAGUGCUUCGAGAAAAGUAUCCCGAAAGAUUGAAGAAACUUGUAGUGGUGCCUGGAGAAAUAACUGAGGAUGGAUUGGCUUUGAUUGCUUCUGAUAAUGAACGAAUUAUGAAAGAGAUAUCGGUAGUCUUUCAUACUGCUGCGAACGUUAAAUUCGAUCUUCCAUUGAAAACCGCAAUCAACAUGAAUACGAAGGGUACCAUGAAUAUCCUAGCGUUAGCUAAAGAAAUGCCACAUCUUGAGUCUUUCAUACACAUAUCCACGUCUUAUUGUCAGUGCGGUGAGGCAGUGUUAGAGGAACGUGCCUAUCCAACAGCAAUUUCACCUGAAAGUAUUAUAUCCAUGGUUAAUACUAUACCCGAUAACGUAUUAAACGCUAUGACACCGAAAUUGCUGGAUAAACAACCGAAUACUUAUGCGUUUAGCAAAUCUCUCAGCGAGGAUCUUUUAUAUAGAUCUAAUUUGCCUGCUGGAAUCGCUCGUCCGUCGAUAGUCAUAGCAUCAUGGAAGGAACCGACACCUGGUUGGAUCGACAAUAUCAAUGGUCCAACUGGAUUGAUGAUUGGAGCAGGAAAGGGUGUCAUACGGACGAUGCUAUGCAACCCGAAUUACUUGACCGAUUUAAUGCCUUGCGAUAUAGCUGUUAACUCCAUUAUUGCGUUGGCUUGGCACGUUGGUUUGGAAAAACCUGAGAAACCAAUUUUCAUGAAUGUCACGGAAAGUGGAGAAAAUCCUAUAUCUUGGGGCAGCGCUUUGGAAAUUGGAAAGAAACAUACUCUGAGGAAUCCAUUUUCGGGACCACUUUGGUAUCCAGGUGGAAGAAUAACUUCAUCGAAAAUUUUACAUUGGUUCACUAUGUUAUUUUUACAUUUUAUACCAGCAUAUUUUUUAGACACUAUAAUCGUUUUAACUGGAAACGAGCCGUUUUUAGUGAAAGUCCAACAAAGAAUCACGUAUGGUUUAGAAUUAUUACAAUAUUAUACAACUAAAGAAUGGGUAUUCCGGAACGAAGUGAAGAAAGAUUUGGAAGAACGUCUUUGCUCCUCGGAUAAAGAAAUUUUCUUCAUGGAUACUAAGGCAUUAUCUUGGGAUGAAUAUCUAUUAAAUUAUAUUUUGGGAACAAGAAAGUAUUACCUAAAGGACGAUCUUUCAACUUUACCUCGUGCAAGACAAGUUUUAAAAUAUUUAUAUGUUGCUGAUUUAUUUGUGAAAAUUCUUUUUGGUGUACUCAUCUUGUGGUUUAUUUAUUCGUGGAUGAAUACGUCCAAAGGAAUAACCGCGGCAUUGAUUGGGGAAAAUAAGAUCUAGUUUCUAUUUUAUCGACUCGAUGAUAUUUAUUUUACAGAUUCGAUAUUUACUUUACCGACUUACAGUAUCUUACAUAUUUCUUGAUGUAUCAUCAAGAAUCAGGGUAUUUAUUAAUAAAAUAAAAUCUUUCUUAGGAAUUUAAUUUAGGUUAGUUUAUGUUAUCUGUUCUAAACAACAAAGAAAAAUAUAAGUUGAUGAUGAUGAUAAAAAUGUAAAUUUCUCCACACUCA
Vespa velutina is the source of this 2405-nucleotide messenger RNA. Its product is annotated as putative fatty acyl-CoA reductase CG5065. Gene Ontology annotation, molecular function: alcohol-forming very long-chain fatty acyl-CoA reductase (NADP+) activity. Gene Ontology annotation, cellular component: peroxisome. The record is from RefSeq and is a predicted model, not a curated record. The transcript is spliced from 8 exons. Lineage: Eukaryota; Metazoa; Arthropoda; Insecta; Hymenoptera; Vespidae. The coding region runs from base 664 to 2175 and encodes 503 amino acids. Gene Ontology annotation, biological process: long-chain fatty-acyl-CoA metabolic process.